GCACGGUCGCUCGCCGUGUGGCUUAGUCGUUCGCUAACCACGGUAGGGGUACGUCGCGCCGCGUGAUUUUUUCCCAUCGAUCGGCAUCACAUGUAAAGAAAGAUGGACGUGCUUCCGAGCGGUAACUUGUUCCGCGAACUGCAAGAUGUCACCGACACGGGGUACUUCGAGUGGAAGCUGUCGCUGGAGGACUACUGGCAACAGAAAUUUGAAGAAAUGGAGUUUUCAUUUCGCCCCAUAUCCACGUCGCCAAUUUGUAACGAAAGUAACGACUAUAAGAUCGAUACAUGUUACGAGAUGGAGAGGUAUUUGCGAGAGGAGCCAAACAAGCGUCGCGAACCUGGCCAGGAGGAGGAGUGGGCUCGGCCUCCCACACCGCCCUCCCCGCCAGAGGUCAAGCCGUCGUUGUCUCCUCUGCCAAUACUUACCAAGGCUCCGAGCACUACUACCACCACGCACUUCACUUUCUUCACCACUGUGAAGUGUGAGCCACCGAGCGACUCCGAGGAGCCCAUGCGGGAGCAAACUCCCAGCCCGGUGCCGGUGCAGCUGCUGGUACCUCGCAAGGUGCAAGUGACCAGGCAUCACGGUCAUACUCACACCACCGACCCUCGCCGUCGCGUGCACCGCUGCGAGUUUCCAUCUUGCGACAAGGUCUACACCAAGAGCUCUCAUCUGAAGGCGCACAAGCGCACUCAUACUGGCGAGAAGCCGUACAAGUGCUCCUGGGAGGGCUGCGAGUGGCGUUUCGCCCGGUCUGAUGAGCUGACGCGGCACUACCGCAAGCACACUGGCGCCAAGCCCUUCCGCUGCCGCCACUGCGAGCGCUGCUUCUCUCGCUCCGACCACCUGGCGCUGCACGCCAAGCGUCACGCGUAGCCCGCGGCCCCCGUCGUCCGCGCGCCGCCACGGAAACGCAAAUAAACCGCGCGCGCAUUUUUUAUUAUUUACAAGUUAUUUUUAGUGGUUCCGUUUAUAGGUUGUCGUGAGUUGUGAACACGGAAUUGAUUGUGAUGCGCGCUGCUCCAUACAGCGUCAAGCCAAAGAAUGCCGCUACAUCGUAGCCGAGUCAACACUCAUUGCACCUAAUGCUUUAAGGUUAUUUUUUUAAGUUUAUCGAGUUUUUAUUCGGGAAAAAUCUCUUUAAUGUUUCGGCAAUUAUCGUUACGGUUCUUUGUUGCUAAGAGUUCGAUUUAUAGCCGUUGUGUAUUAUGUAAUUUUGUGAGCUUUGUGUAUUAUGGCGUCGUCGCCUAGCGAUAGCGCGUGUGUGCCAUGAGUGGGGGGCGCGCGUCCCCCCACAUGCAUUUCAUUUGCGGUCAUAUUAUUUAUUGGGGAGUUCGGCUAAUGAUCCCACCGACGCCGAGCACGACCUUUAUUAUUUUAGGCUUAGUGCGUCGCGUUACCUGAUGUCAGUCGGCGGCGCGAACCACUCGACGGCCGCACUGCGAGCACGCAGCCCAGAGUCAGCACCGCUCGCACGCUCGGUUCGCUCGACUGGUUCGCGGCUCCGGCGCAGAUUCGUGUUUAUUUUGUAUAAUUCGUAUUAUAUUCAUUAGGUUAAGCUUUCUCUUUAUUCUUUCAUUCCGAUAUUUUGCGGUUAGCUGGCCUUUAUUUCGUUAGUAGUGCGAAUUAUUAUUGUGCACACUAUUUGAUUUCGGUGUGCCGGUACACACAUAGCGUCGAGUAACAAUUUUAGCCUGUAGGGAGGAUAACAUCUAUAGUACAUAUUCUUUUUAUUUUUUAAAAAGACGCUACGUGUGUAGGGCCUUGUUGAUUCUGGAGGAGACGAGUGCAUUCGGCUGCGAGUUACGUGUGUUCAGUCUUGAUCUCAGUAAUAUCCAAGAACAGCACUUAUUGACUCGCAGCCGAGGCAUCUCGCCGCCGGUCGGAACACAGUCGCUAUUAUUUAAGUCCAUAAUGAAUAUUUAAAGACUGGUCUCGGACACUACGUCCAUCACUAUACCAGCCUACGCCCUAGUAGCACAGCACACUCGCGACAAACUUCCUCAUCUUGUAAAGUUGUGUCACCCACCGAGGGUGCUACGCUACUACGGUAUCUAUAACCACCACCAUAAAUCGUAUCUUUAUAUUUGAACAAGUAUUUUUCAUUAUAUUUUUUAUUAAAUUAUUAAACUUUAAGUAAGUCAUGUAAUCAUCACAAUGAAGUAAAUUAAGUUACCAGAAGCACUUUUUACUGGACUCAACGACACACAGCAUUAAUAGACAUCUCUGCCGAGUCACUAACACAAGUUGUGAAAGUAAGGAGACUGCUAAGUGGGGGGUAAGAGUGACCAACGACUGUAUACUAUAUUGAACUGCCAUUGAGAUCCUGCGCAGUGUCGUUGACAUGUCAGUAACUGUGCAUUUUACUUACAUACCUCCCGGGGCCAAUUAUUUAGUCUUCCCUUUCGAUAAGUUCUACAAGCAACAGUAUACUGUGCAUCAUUGCGGAGCGACACGCGCACGACACGACACCACAAUGAUCAUUAAAUAUUAAUAAAUUAUAAGACAAUACCAAUUGUAAUAUAGUCAAACUUUAAAUCUAACACGACUGAAUUAAAGAAAUAAUAAAACUUUGAGAGAGAAUAAACAAAUAGAUCUGAUAUCUGAUACUUUUGGUUUUGGUUGGAUUAUAAAUAGAAUGAUAAAUAAAAUGUAGUUGUGAUGCAUCACGCUUAUGGUUGCGAACAAAAUUAGCUUAAGAUUUGUGAUGAGCCUUAUUUUACUGAUUUACAUGAUAUUUGAAUUAAGAAAACUAUUGGUUCGGUCAGUGCGCGUGUGCUCUGUAACUCACAAACAUGUUCCCAUGUCAUACAUUUGCACUUUUACACAGUACGAUAUACAAAUCGUCCAAAGACUUCGAGGUGAGGAGAGAAAAUACUGAAUCGGCCAUAAAGAGAUAACUACACUUCUCGUUACUCCCUGAAUAACGUUAUUCCUUGUAUUUUGAAUCGUUAUUCCGUAGCGGUACGAGCAGCAUUUCUCAAUAUUCUCAUAUUUGCAUCCGUCAAACUUCAGUGCGUUUAGCCACUCUUAGUUCAUGAUGCCAUCUUUAAACGAUGAUAUGAACUUUGCCUUGGCUUUCAAAACUCAUAAUAGAGCGUCUUCACUAAAACGAUAUUUCCAAAUUUAAUAAGCGAAUCUCUCAUCCACUCUUUGAGUCUGAGGACAUGCUGUAUAUCGUGGUCCCAUGUACUUGUACAGUCACGGUUAAAACAUAUUCGUCAUUAGUUCUCUUUUUAAAAUAUAUUAGGUAGGUACAUGUAUAGUGUUUAAGUACACGAUGCCUCCAGAAAUGCAAACAAACCACUCUUUAAGUGUGAUACAGUUAGGAAGGGACAUAAGAACUAAUUGUUGUGAAUAUAAAGGCUAGUUGGGCAGUGUAAUAAAAUAUAUUAAUCCUUAAAAUUGGUGUCUAAAUACAAAAUAAAAAAAAAUAAAAACCAAAAAAAAAUAACAUGAUGAAGAACUUUGUACUGUGACUGUACUUUUAUUUUUUAUCAAAACAAAAUUAUUAAUUAUAUUAUAAUUAUAUACACGUGUUAUUUUUGGCAAUAUUACAAAGUUUAUUCGGAAAAAUCUCAAUCACAUAAUUAUUUUUAUUUAUAUUUUUCGUUGAAAGUUAAAAAGUUAAUAUUUUAUAAUUUUCGCAUCGUUUGUCAACUGUCAAAAUGGUUAUUAUUAAAAACGUCAUUACUGUUUUGUUUUGACAGUGGACAAUAACCGAAUUACGUGUUCAAUAGCGAUAAUAAAGGAAAUAAUUCCAGUCAAUUUCAACGAAAUAAAUUGUUGUAUCCAGAGAAAUUAAUCUUUGUAUUCAGCUCGAACAUUGAUCUAACAAUCUAAUCGAAAUAGAAAUAAAUUUUCAGAACUAAAAUAAAAUAAUUUUAAACUAUAAAAAUCCCAAAACCAUCUCUAAUUAUAAAGCCACAUCAAGUAUCUGGUUUCAAUUGACUCACUCACUAAAUUGAUAGACAUAAGAACUGUCAGUUGCUUUAAAAAAAUUGCUAUUGAGUACACGUAAUUGACAAUGCACGGGCAUAUACAGGGGGUUAAGAUGCAGGUAAGGCCCCAGUCUCUCGACGGGGCUUAGGUAAACAGUAAGUAAAGUGCUUUGAAUCAUCCGUGUGUGCUUGGGUUGAACCUGUGUACGCCCUUAGCUAGCUUCACAUCCAGCUAGAAGCACUGUGUUACCUAACACAAGUUAAGGGUUAGGCUAUAUACGUAAAUUCAAGUGUUAGCUGUACGAAUUUAGCUUAUUAAAUCAUACAUAACCACCUAAACUAAUUAUUCAUUCUGCAUUUUUCUAGAUCGAUGUAUAAGUGUAACAACAGUGAAAUCAUAGAUUUAAGAAACAAAAAAGUAAAAAAAAAUUAAUGUGAUUCAUAAAUUUAUUAUACUUUACGAUAACAUUAUAAACAUGUAUGUUAUAUAGGUAUAAAUACCGCUUGAUGGUUUUUGUGUACUAGUGUAAUAUGCACGAUGGCUGGUAAAUGCAUAUACCUAUUCUGUAGUUUCGUAGAGAACAUUAUACUACUUAUACCUAUUCGUAAUGAAAUACCCGCUGACCACCAGUCUAAUGUUCGUAUUACUAAUUCACGACUAAUGUACCGUACCGGAGUCUAUCUUUUGAAUCGACAAUGAAUUAUUCCAACUCUAUCGAUUAACAAUUGCCUGCUGCAAUUUUCCUCUAUCCAGUAGACAAACUGACCUCGGUCGUAACGUGAGGCCUGCGUACGAACUUGUUUUACGUUUAAAAUAUUCGUAACGAGACCGCCGCUUCUGCGCUCUGAUUGGUUGGUUCAUUUAAGCCGGCCAAUGAGAGAGCUGCACGCGUACUCUCUUCGAUUACUUUGAAUGUAACAUAAAUACGUACUAAGGCCUCAGUUUCGUUCAUGAGAUUCGAUAAAAUAGCACCACUCUGUCAGCGGGUACCAUAGAAUCGAUUCGAGAUUCCAUAUAAAUGUCAAACUAUGUCAUAAUCGUAUUAGAAAACGUAAUAUAUAACGAAAUAUACAUUCGUCUAAUAUAUACUUAUAAUAUUAUAUGAAAUAGAGAAUUUUUCGUCAUUCAAGAUACGCGGCUGUGUUAGAAUCAACUCUUUUAAUAAAUUUUCGAUUCCACCGUCUCGGGAAGCGUUUACAAAUAUGAUUAAAAUAGUUUUUAAGUCUCCCUGUCCCGAGUAAUAUUUUAAGGCCGAUUUAACAAUUAAUUAGCAAAUUAAAUCUCAGUCUUGUGCAAGAAAUUAACUUUGUGUCGGUCCUAAAUGUGAGGCAAAAUUGGUCAACCAUUUUCGGAAAGGUAUACUAAAUUAUAAGACUGUCCACUGUCUAGUUCCUUCCAUCUAGAAAAGUACCAUUUAGUAUUCGCCCAUUGUUUUCAACUAACUGAACAACGUAUCAACAUUAAAAGAAUGAGCUUUGUAAACAAAGACGCACAAUUUUAUUAUUAUUAAGUAAAUCAAGGCACUUAUAAAGUUAAUCUCUUGCCAAUAUAAUAUUUCAUUGUUUCACGCGGUAAAAGCCUUGUCACUUGAUUCUAAACUUUGAAGUAAAAAGAACAAUGUAUAUUUUAGCUCAUGACCUUGCCAAACUUGUUCCCUGACACCUGAGUUGAACUUGAUCUGCGUAAACUAUUAUUUAACACCUACAUAAAAUUUGCGCUGUAUUGGGAGCUAGGUAGUGACCUAAUUUUGAAAGUUUUCCAUCUGAAGAUCCUUGUGAAUCCUUAGUUGGAUAUAAGGUCACUUAGAUUGGGUCAGGAUCCGGAAAUCAAUAAUGAAGGGGACUUUUAUGCGCGGGGGAAUUGAAACCUUGACGGUAGCGCCAAAUACCGGAAUAAUUACGAACUAAAACUGGGACAAAAGUAUUAAUAACUUGGUAAUUAGUGUGUGUCAUGUAUGAUUUAAAAAUGUCAGGUGUAAGGUGUAAGCCGCGUGUUUUGUUAUAGGUUUUGGCUGAACAGAGCCUUUAUUAGAUAUUUUGUAUCGUUUUUUUUAAUUAAUUCUUUUGAUACUAUACUGCUUUGUUACAUUCCAUGGAUUCCCGAUUCGGCUGGUUCUUUUAAAUAUCAUAUAUUGUAAGAUUUUUGAUAACUUCUAACCGGCUGUUGAUUAAAUAUUUUUAAUAAAAAAAAA
Molecule: messenger RNA, 6136 nt
Organism: Spodoptera litura
Lineage: Eukaryota; Metazoa; Arthropoda; Insecta; Lepidoptera; Noctuidae
Product: Krueppel-like factor 6
Biological process (GO): regulation of transcription by RNA polymerase II
Molecular function (GO): RNA polymerase II cis-regulatory region sequence-specific DNA binding; DNA-binding transcription factor activity, RNA polymerase II-specific
Source: RefSeq, a predicted model, not a curated record